AUGGUCGAUCACACAGUACCGCUAGGGCGCACAAACUCGCUACCGCCGGACCACCCACUACUACCAGACCGUUCUCCAUCACAAGACCACACACGGCCAUCGCACCACUCUACACCGCCCCAAUUAUUCAUCCAGGUCCCCCAAAACUCCCGUUUUCAGAUCCCCCAAUCCCAUUUCCAGGACUCUCCGCCGGUCCCCGACUUAUCCACCACUUUGGGAACCCUCAAGGAGGCGCCUCAGUUCACGUCGCCCCAGUUCACGUCGCCCACCGUCAGCGAUGCCAGCUUCGAAAGCAUCUCCCAGGUCCCAACACCUAUAAUCAACAACGGGUCAUUUGGUGCCCUCUCUCCUGUUGACAGCGGCCUCGAGUACCCCAAGACAAGGCGGACGACAUCCACAAAGCCACAGAAACCCCCUCGAAUUGUGUCGGAAUAUAAGCCCAUCGACCGCGCCGAUUUUGUUCCCCAGCCUCAUCGGGUUAGCUCGGUGCCAGGUCCUUCAGAAAAAACAUUGGGCCACAGCCUUCGGACGCUUCUGGAGGAGAGUCGACAAGAGGAAGAUGUCGAGCGAUUCUGGAAGCACCAGAUGUUUUUUCUGGCCAAAUUCGAUGCCUGGUUUAAAUUUGUCAAGAUCAUUGGGUCGGGCAGUUUCAGCCUUGUGGUGCUCGUGCACGACGUGGAUGACGACCGCCGCCAGGCCGCCAUAAAGAUCAUUUCUAUUCCCAUGAACAACAAGGCCCAGAUCAAGAACUUCAAGUAUUUCCUUCGUCGUGAGCUCUCCAUUUUGCAUCAACUCCACCAUAAGAACGUGAUCCGGCUCUUGGACUAUAAUAUCAGCUUGGACUUGGACUUGAGGGGGUGGGACGAGGGGCCGGGCGACGAGAGUGACCAGGACCACCAGGAUAUGGCCCGUGAGUUGUCCAACAGCAGCCUGAUAAAGGACCUAGCGUCGCUCCAGCAGAAUAAUCAUCAGCUACUCUUUUUGAACUAUUGUCCUGGAGGUAAUCUCUACGAGUUUCUGGUGAGAACGUUCAAGACGUGGAAUCAAGACGUGCGGUACUGGAGAGCAGUGGUACAGAUUGUGCGGGAGCUCGUGGUGGCUGUUGACUACAUUCAUACCAACAACAUUGUGCACCGGGACAUCAAGCUUGAAAAUGUGCUUCUCAAUUACACUCUUGAUGAACUCAUGGAGGAACCGCACUUGGAGGGCAUCACGUGCCUCACCGACUUUGGGUUGGCAAAGAAGCUCCUGAGCAGCAGUCAAAUGCUCUCCACCCGGUGUGGAUCGCAGGACUACGUGGCGCCAGAAAUCCUCAUGGGGUUAAAGUAUAAUGGAGUUUUAACCGAUUCCUGGGCGGUGGGGGUAGUGAUCUACUGCCUAGUAGAGAAUCGACUCCCAUUCGACCUCCCGUCGUACGACGACAUGGCCCAGACGGGCAUCUCGCCGCUGGUGAUCAAGAGGCGCAUGGCCAAGAACUCACCGGCCCAUCGUAUUGCCAUGAUAGACUGGGACUGGUAUACGGCGUCGGAUUUGGUUGCAAAUGCGAGUGAUGAGAUGAGCCUGUUGAUUCGGGGCUUACAGCUGGCAGUCGACGUGUUGUUGGUGCGAAAGGAGCGCCGUAAGUCGGUGCUGGAGAUGCUUGUCAGUCCCGGGUUUGAGUGGGUUCGUCGGCCUUUGUAA
This is a messenger RNA of Yamadazyma tenuis ATCC 10573, 1680 nucleotides long. The record is from RefSeq and is a predicted model, not a curated record. NCBI's taxonomy places the organism in Eukaryota, Fungi, Ascomycota, Pichiomycetes, Serinales, Debaryomycetaceae.